Messenger RNA from Magallana angulata, 2400 nucleotides. RefSeq names its product F-box/LRR-repeat protein 7-like. NCBI's taxonomy places the organism in Eukaryota, Metazoa, Mollusca, Bivalvia, Ostreida, Ostreidae. Bases 341 to 2305 code for a protein of 654 amino acids. The record is from RefSeq and is a predicted model, not a curated record. The transcript is spliced from 6 exons. Gene Ontology annotation, cellular component: SCF ubiquitin ligase complex. Gene Ontology annotation, molecular function: protein binding. Gene Ontology annotation, biological process: SCF-dependent proteasomal ubiquitin-dependent protein catabolic process.
ACUUUUAAGUAAAUAUGGAAGAGAGUGUAAGAAGAAAGACAUUCCAUUACGGACGCUAAUACACAAAGCGAAUUGUUUUCUUCUAAAGCAAAAACACCUUUUUGGCGAUCUAUCCAACACUUUGUUAAAAGACAUGGACGAUAAUCGUACGAAUUAUCAGAGUCUUUGGGUGAAGGAAGUGGUAUGGAUCGUUUUGUGAUAGGAAGUUAUCACAGUACUUCGCCAGGACUUUAUACAGCAGCGACCCGUUUGCAGGUGGAUAUUUAAAAUGAUGGAUACCUCAUAAAAACUUCGGUGUUACGGCACUUUUCUAUCCAUUGGAUGACUUAAUGGUGGAAGAAUGGGAUCUGCAAGUACCAAACCACGACAGCCAUUGGUGCAGUUUUCCGCGGAGUCUGCGGAUUUCGCCAUUAUCAGCUCGUGGUCCUCCAAACCUUCACCUGGUCGAUUCCACGUCAUCAGUGUACCAAACAGUGCUGAGAGUUUCUUUAAAAAAAUGGAAGUAUUUGCGGACAGCGGAGGCUGUAAGAAGCCCCUAACCGACUGGCAUGGGGUCAUGUCGGACCUUUUCGGUGUGGACCCGUCCAUGACCGUGGAAUCGGCCCAUGACUCGUCUUCAGGCUUUGCCUCAGAUGUUCCUAGCUACACAUACUCAGGAACAAAUAUGUCUACCUUCAAAGGGGGCAUGCGAUCAGACGCUAGUGAUUCACCAUUUGAACUCAAUUCCCGAAAAUACUCAGACGCGAGUGAUUCUCCGUGCGAGACGUCGCCGCGAAAAGCUCAUCGAAACUUUACCAGCAGCACACCAAAGCAGCCAAACCACUACAACGCUCAUGAUUUAAACAUGCAUUACCGAAUGUCAACCCCAUCCCCGCUCUCCUAUAGGUCCUCGUCUUCCAUGGGCACUCCGUCCUCCCUUUCACAGAAAUCACAGAAGUCCCAGUAUUCCCAUUCGAACACUUCCAGCCAACGUCAUCAUCCACAUCAGCAUCCACCUCAGACGCCAUCAUCAUAUCCACAGACACCCGUCAUCAGCUACAAAAACCCUGCGUACGAAUACCAAUUAGACAAACACAUGGAGCAAAUCCAAUACAAUAUCAAACGGAUAGAGCUUCAAGAAGACUGUCAUGUGACCAAACAAAGCAAAUACCGUCAUCAUAAACCGUCCUUGUUCGAUUUAAUUACUGAUGACGUCAUCGUGAAAAUAUUUUCUCAUUUGUCUUCUGACCAGUUGUGCCGGGCCUCUCGCGUCUGUCAGAGAUGGUACAGGGUGGUCUGGGAUCCGUUACUAUGGAAACGGAUUGUGAUAAAUAGUGAACGUAUCAAUGUUGACAAAGCUGUGAAGUACUUAACGAAACGUUUGAGUUACAAUACUCCAACUGUGUGUGUUAUUGUGGAGAAAAUCAACUUGAAUGGGUGUGAAAAACUUACGGAUAAGGGACUACAUACUAUUGCCAAACGGUGUCCCGAGCUUCGGCAUCUAGAAAUACAAGGGUGUUCAAAUGUUACCAACCAUUCAUUGUUCGAAGUGGUGUCAUACUGUGUCAAUCUCGAACACCUUGAUGUAACAGGUUGUCCGUGUAUCACCCGCAUCAGCCUCACCCCUCAGAUAAUGCAGCAGGCCACUGCCCACCACCUCCGGCAGAUCUACCUACGGACCCUGGACAUGACGGACUGUUACGCUCUGGAGGACGAGGGUCUCCAAGUCAUUGCUACUCACUGUAGCCAGCUGCAGUUUCUGUAUCUCAGAAGAUGUGUUCGAAUAGGCGACGCGGGACUCCAGUACAUUGCUUACUACUGCUCAGGACUAAAGGAAUUGAGUAUUAGUGACUGCAAAAAAGUGACAGAUUUCGGUGUCUGUGAACUGGCGAAAAUCGGCACCAAUUUACGGUAUCUCAGUGUUGCAAAAUGUGAUAAGAUAUCCGAUGUCGGGAUCAUUCAGUUGUGUAAACACUGCACCAAACUGCGAUACUUGAACUUGAGAGGUUGUGAAGCCGUAUCUGACGAUUCCAUGGACGUUCUCGCUCGACACUGUUCAAAGAUAAAGUCCCUCGAUAUCGGGAAGUGUGACGUCACGGACGAGGGUCUGUGUGUCCUAGCUCAAAACUGUCCCCAGUUGAAGAAACUGAGUCUCAAGUCGUGUGACGCCAUCACUGACGCAGGCGUCAAAUUUGUGGCGAAAUCCUGUAGACAAUUGCAGCAAUUUAACAUUCAGGACUGCCAUUUAACGGUGGAUGCCUAUAGGACGAUUAAAAAAUAUUGCAAGAAGUGCUUUAUCGAACACACCAAUCCCGGAUUUUACUAGUUUUAUAGAAAUAAAAAUAUCCCUUAUUUAUUACAACAUGCCCAAGUUGAUUGUUACUGUUGUUUUUAAUCUAAGAUUAAAAUGUAUAAACCAGA